CUUGUCCUUCUAUUCUCCACAUGGUCCUACUCCCACACAUAUAUAUAUAAAUAAACAGGUGUGUAUAGACUAUAGAGUAUAGAUACACAAAGAACAGAUACCCCACCUACCCUUUAUCUACUCUCUCCAGUUUCUCAGGACUCAGUCAGAAACAAAACACAAACCAAUGGCCAUUUCCUCUCUCCUAUUCUUCCUCUCCCUCCUCCUCUUCCUCCCUCUCACACUCUCAACCCAAUCAGACCGUCCACAGACCUUCAUAGUCCACGUGUCAAAACCCCACAAGCCUUCCCUCUUCACCUCCCACCACCAAUGGUACACCUCCAUCCUCAACUCCCUCCCUCCUUCACCUCACCCAACAAAGCUCCUCUACACGUACCAACAUGCCUCCAAUGGCUUCUCUGCUCUCCUCACGCCUUCUCAAGCAUCAGCACUUCUUCAAAAAAACCCAUCUUCCAUUCUCUCCGUCACACCUGACAGGAUCUCUCAUCUCCACACCACACACACCCCUCAGUUCUUAGGCCUGACUGAAAUAUCUCCCCUCUUGGCUACCUCUGAUGAUGCCGAAAACAUCAUAAUCGGCGUGUUGGAUACCGGGAUUUGGCCCGAACGCCAUAGCUUUUCCAACUCGUCUGUGUCUUCUGUUCCUCCCGGUUGGAAAGGAACAUGUGAGACAUCAGAGGAUUUUAAGGAUUCAGUUUGUAAUGGAAAGAUCAUCGGUGCCAGAGCGUUUUACAAAGGAUAUGAGUCUUAUCUGGAGGGACCAAUGGAUGAAACAGCGGAAUCUAAAUCUCCAAGGGAUACAGAGGGUCAUGGGACUCACACAGCAUCCACAGCUGCAGGGUCAGUGGUUUCUGAUUCUGGCUUCUUUGAAUAUGCUAAUGGUGAAGCUAGAGGGAUGGCGACUAAAGCCAGGAUAGCGGUGUAUAAAAUUUGUUGGAAAUAUGGUUGUUUUGAUUCGGAUAUACUUGCUGCUAUGGACCAAGCUAUUGCUGAUGGGGUCAAUGUGAUUUCUCUUUCUGUUGGGGCUAAUGGUCAUGCUCCUCCUUAUGAUCAUGAUUCUAUUGCAAUUGGAGCAUUUGCUGCAGUACAACAUGGUGUGGUUGUUUCAUGUUCUGCUGGGAAUUCUGGACCUGGUCCAUAUACCGCUGUGAACAUUGCUCCUUGGAUUUUGACUGUUGGUGCUUCUACUAUUGAUAGAGAGUUUCCUGCUGAUGUGGUUCUUGGCGAUGAAAGAGUUUUUGGGGGUGUAUCAUUGUACUCGGGGGAAGCUCUUGUUGAUUUCAAGCUUCCAUUAGUCUAUGCUGGAGACAUUGGAAAUAGGUAUUGCUAUGUGGGUAGUAUUCCGCCUUCGAAAGUGACUGGGAAAAUUGUUGUUUGUGAUCGAGGAGGGAAUGCAAGAGUAGAGAAAGGAAGCGCAGUGAAGCUUGCAGGUGGGAUGGGAAUGAUUCUGGCCAAUACAGCUGAUAGUGGUGAAGAGCUUAUUGCGGAUCCACAUCUUAUACCGACUACUAUGGUGGGUCAGACAGCUGGUGAUAAGAUAAAGGAAUAUAUCAAAUUAGGCCAGUUCCCAACUGCGACAAUUGUGUUCCGUGGGACUGUAAUUGGGACUUCACCAGCGGCUCCAAAGGUUGCAGCUUUUUCAAGCCGGGGUCCAAACCAUUUGACAAAAGAGAUUCUCAAGCCAGAUGUUAUUGCUCCUGGUGUUAACAUUUUGGCUGGAUGGACUGGGUUUGCUAGUCCAACUGAUUUGGACAUUGAUUCUAGGCGUGUGGAAUUCAAUAUCAUUUCAGGUACUUCUAUGUCUUGCCCUCAUGUAAGUGGCAUAGCAGCCUUACUUCGAAAGUCUUAUCCGAAUUGGUCACCUGCUGCAAUAAAAUCAGCACUGAUGACAACAGCUUAUAAUGUGGAUAAUUCUGGGAAGAAUAUCAAUGAUCUUGCUACUGGUAAAGAAUCAACGCCAUUCAUUCAUGGGGCUGGACAUGUUGAUCCGAAUAGAGCUCUUAAUCCUGGGUUGGUGUAUGAUAUGGAUGUUAAUGACUAUGUUGCAUUCCUUUGUGCCAUUGGGUAUGAUACUAAGAGAAUUGCGGUGUUCUUGAGACAGUCAACUAGUUCUGAUAUAUGUGCAAGACAAUUAGCUACUACAGGAAAAUUGGCUAGUGCGGGUGAUUUGAAUUAUCCAUCAUUCUCAGUGGUUUUCAAUUCUGAUCAAGAUUUGGUUAAGUAUAGGAGAGUUGUGACUAAUGUUGGAAGUUCAGUUGAUGCAGUUUAUGAGGUGAAAGUGAAUGCUCCAACAGAUGUUGAAAUUAGUGUUUCACCAAGUAAGCUUGUGUUCAAUGCAGAAAAUCAGACUCAAACAUAUGAGAUUACAUUUGCAAAGGGUAUUGGGUACAGUUCUGCUAGCUAUGGUUCAAUUGAGUGGACUGAUGGAACUCACAGUGUGAGGAGUCCGGUUGCUGUUAGGGGGAGCAGUGCUUACGCAACUGACAUGUGAGUUUGCAUUUGGGAAUUGGUUUGUCACCACCCAAGAAGGGAAGGGAGGAUGGAGCAUUGCAAGUGGAGGUGUUUAAUGCAUAUUUCAUGGUCAUGGUCUUUGUUUUCUAUCGUAUUUGUAACUUAUCAGCCUCUUGUACAAAAUGGAAUGGUCGAUGAGGCACUGUAACUUAAUGUUCUUGCAUAAAUCUGUAAUUUUUAUGAGUAUGAUCCAGCAUUAAUUGCAACAUUGCAAGCUCUAACGAAACUCAAAACUCCAACUAUUGCAUAUUGAGAAAUGAUAGUGUGAUGUUAAUACAA
This is a messenger RNA of Quercus robur (English oak), 2790 nucleotides long. RefSeq names its product subtilisin-like protease SBT1.4. The record is from RefSeq and is a predicted model, not a curated record. Bases 167 to 2491 code for a protein of 774 amino acids. Gene Ontology annotation, molecular function: serine-type endopeptidase activity. Gene Ontology annotation, biological process: proteolysis. Lineage: Eukaryota; Viridiplantae; Streptophyta; Magnoliopsida; Fagales; Fagaceae. The transcript is spliced from 2 exons.